AUGGCAGGUAUGCCUCUGAAAAGAAAACAAUCAUCUGGAUGUCAAAAUAGGAAGAACCAAAAAAAGAGAUUGGCAUCUACUAAAUCUCUUGCAGGUUCUUUUGAUAAGUUUUUGAUUAGGAAUCAACCAAUAGUUGGGAACGCCACCAACGAAGAUGAUGCUACAGCUGAUAAGGGUAUGAAUGAGGGGAAUGAGAACGAUGGUAUUGCUGAUAAUGGCAUGAAUGAGGGGAAUGUAAGUGAUGGGGCUGCUGAUAAUGGGAUUGAGGAGGAUAAUUUGAAUGUUGGUGUUGCUAAUAAUGGUGUUAAUGAGGGGAUUAAAGGUGCUGAUGGUGAUAAUAGAGAUAGAAAUGAGGAUGAUGCAAACACAACAGCAGAAAAUAAUGAAGUUGGAAAUUGUGGUGAUAAGUUAACAGAUAGAGACAUGCUUGAUCCAGGUAAUUGGGAAACAAUUGAUAAAAAACUUGUUGAUUUUUUGGUAGAGAAGGGUCCGGUAAGAGUUGACAAUAUCAUAUUCCCUAGAUAUGACAAGAAAGAUUUUUUCUCUAGCUAUCAUUACUUUCGGAAAUUGAGCAAUUUUGAGAAACAAGAUAGAAGAUGGUUAGUGUAUUCGAAAACUUUGGACAAGGUAUUCUGUUUUUGUUGUAAACUGUUCAUGAAAAGGGAAAGUAAUUAUCAGUUGUGCAGUACUGGGUUUAAUGAUUGGAAUAACCUAAGUGGAAGACUCGCAAGUCAUGAAAACUGUGGAGUGCAUCAUCGUUGUAUGUAUGAUUGGCUUGAGUUGGAAUUAAGAUUGAGAAAGGAAAAAACUAUCGACAAAAGAAUACAAGAACAGAUCAACAAAGAGAGAAAACAUUAUAAAGAAGUAUUGGAGAGGAUGAAGGAUGGAGUGUUGUUUCUAGCGAAGAAUGGUUGA
This is a messenger RNA of Papaver somniferum (opium poppy), 915 nucleotides long. Its product is annotated as zinc finger MYM-type protein 5-like. The record is from RefSeq and is a predicted model, not a curated record. Bases 1 to 915 code for a protein of 304 amino acids. NCBI's taxonomy places the organism in Eukaryota, Viridiplantae, Streptophyta, Magnoliopsida, Ranunculales, Papaveraceae. The transcript has a single exon.